This is a messenger RNA of Periophthalmus magnuspinnatus, 1457 nucleotides long. RefSeq names its product sushi-repeat containing protein X-linked 2 (gene srpx2). The coding region runs from base 105 to 1457 and encodes 450 amino acids. The transcript has 10 exons. Lineage: Eukaryota; Metazoa; Chordata; Actinopteri; Gobiiformes; Gobiidae. The record is from RefSeq and is a predicted model, not a curated record.
GUUUUAACGCCAUCCGUCUGCCCUGCCUUUUCACACUUACUCUGGAAUACAGGAUUUGAAGUUAUUUUGCUUUUUAAGCUCAGGUGUUAUCUACAAAUCUCAACAUGCGAUUUCUCUACAUCAGUGCUGUUUUCACGUUACUUUUUAGAGCUGGCUCUGGGACCACUGAAGGCUACAAUGAUUUUAUAGAGGAAGACGUCUCUCCACAACUUGACUACAAAGACCCGUACUGGUGCCACUCUCCGGGCCUGACCAAUGGGGAGGUAACUUGCCGCUCCCCUCGUGGCCCGUCCUACCGCAGCACCCUUGGGACCCGCUGUGACAUGAAGUGUGACCCGGGAUACAGACUUAUAGGAAGGAACGCCAUUCAGUGCCUUGCCAACCGCCGCUGGUCUGGAACAGCUAUUUGUCGCAAGAUGCGUUGCCAUGUUUUGCCCCUUGCUUAUCAUGGAAGUUACACCUGCAGCCAGGGAUUUAUGGUGGACUCCAGGUGUGACUUCAGGUGUGACCCUGGCUACCGCUUCGAAGGGGAGCACUCACGCACCUGUCUGAAGUCUGGCCUGUGGAGUGGGGUCCAACCAGUCUGUUCAGACAUGGAUCCCCCAAAGAUCAAGUGCCCUCUCUCCAGACUGAAGUUUGCUCAGCCUGGUAAGCUGGUGGCUACAGUCUCCUGGGAUCGACCAGUGGCCUCAGAUACUGCUGAUAAAUCACUUGAGGUUAUACUUGUCGGUCCAGAGCCAGGCUCUGAAUUUAAAGAAGGACCCACCAUUAUCCGAUACAAGGUUUAUGAUCAGGCCAAAAAUAGAGCUGCCUGCAAGUUUAUAGUCCGCGUUGAAGUGAGAAGAUGUCCUGAGCUGACUCCACCUCUGCAUGGCUACCUCACCUGUUCCUCUGAUGGAAAUAAUUAUGGAGCUACUUGCGAGUACCACUGUGACGGAGGCUAUGAGCGCCGAGGAGUGUUGAGUCGUGUGUGUCAGUUUAACCAAAACUGGGAGGGCCAGCCUGCGCAAUGUGUUCCUCUAGACUUCAAAUCUUCACAUUUAAAAACGGCCUCUUCUCUCCUGGACCAGUUCUAUGAGAAGCGUAGGCUACUCAUUGUCUCUGCUCCAAACAUAACUGACCCAGACUACCAGCUGCAGAACAUGAUGAUACAGACGUCUGACUGUGGCUUAGACCUGAGACAUGUGACAGUGGUUGAGCUGCUGGGCUCUCCGCCGCGUGAGACUGGGCGCAUCAAAGAAGACUCCCUCACAGCCGAUGUCAUUGAGGGUUUAAGACAGACUUUCCGGAUCUCCAGAUCGUACUUCAGCAUGGUGCUUCUGGACGAGCUGGGACUGGACCGAGAGCGCUUCAUUACCCCUGUGUCGUCUGACGAGCUUUUCUCCUACAUCGAUGCCUUUGUGUUGAAUGAGGAGGAGAGAGAGAGACUGGAAAAACACAGAAACCUCUGCCAAUAG